CUCGAAUCAAAUUUAAAAAUCCAACGCUCCGCUUUGGCCUCUUUCUCUUCUCUACCGUCAGCGACUUCCAUCUGUUCAUCCCUCAACGCUCCUCCUCCUUGAAACCCCUCUCUCAUCUGCAAUUCCUUCCUCUCUUGCUGUUGUAAUCGACCCCGAUUCGUGCCAAAAGCGCCGGAAAUCGGAUCUUUCUCCGUUUCUUGCUCUUCUGGGCGAUUCUUGAACCCCUUCGAAACCUCCAAUGGCGACUCUGGCACCUGGGAUCCUAAUGAAGCUCCUCAACGGAAUGAACACGGGGGUCAAGCCCACGAGCGAGCACCGGAGCUCGCUCUUGCAGGUCACGGACAUCGUGCCCGCCGACCUGGACGAGAAGAACCUCUGGCCCAAGCACGGGUUCUACAUCAAGAUCUCCGAUUCCUCGCACUCCAUCUACGCCAGCCUCCCCUCGGAGCAAGACGACUUCGUCCUCAGUAACAAAAUGCAGCUUGGCCAGUUCAUUUACAUCGACAGGUUAGAGCCGGGCUCGCCGGUUCCUGUGGUCAAGGGCGCGAAGCCUCUCCCGGGACGGCACCCGCUGGUCGGCACGCCGGAGCCGAUCAUGGGUCUUCGACAAAAGGGCGAGAGGAAUGACCUUGCGAAAUCAGUUUCGAGGGUUUCGUCUUCUAGAAGAGGCUCUUGGGGCAGAGGGCCUGGUGGUGGAGGAGAUAGCAUUUCAUCUCCGAUGGCUUUGAAGCCGGUCCCGUUGGAUUUCGAUCAGUGCACGCCGGUGAAAGAGCGGGCUAGUUCUUCGGUGAGGAAUCUGUCGGUUUCGCCUCUGAUCAGAGGGAGGUUGGUGAGGGAUACGAGUUCGGGUGCAGGAAUUCGGUCCUCAGUCGGUGGUGGGCUUUUGGCGAAGAUGGUGGAUGCCAAAGAAGAGAGUCCUGCUAUGCUCAGAAAGAGCUGCAUUACGCCGGCAUCAAAAUUUCCCAGAAGCAGGAGUGCCUGUGACAGGGAAGCAAGGGUCACGGUGACUACCUUCAACUCAGCUGAAAAGAAAAGCGUGACCCCGCCGCCAAGUAUGAGGAAGGCGAGAGGAGCGUCCGCUUUGAAUGCAGAUGGAGAUGGACAGACACCCUCCGUGUCAAAGGCCUCGUCAAAAUCACAAGCCCAGUUUGCUAAUCCAGCAGGGGAUAAUAGUGGCACCAGUUUGCCUAUGAACUUGCCUGGAAAGCUUAGUAUUUUAGGCAAGGAGGCCGUGUCGCAGCGUGAGGCAGCUCAGAAAAUCGCUCUCCAGGCACUAAGAGAUGCUUCAGCAACCGAAACUGUAGUCCGGUCGCUAAAGAUGUUUUCCAACUUAAGCAGAUCGGCAAGGGCAGAUGCUCCUGCGGCCUGCUUCGAUAAGUUCCUGGAGUUUCAUCAGCAAAUCUUGCAAGCGGUGUCCGAUAUGGUGUCCAUUCAGGCGGCCACUGAUAUGGCUCAAAACAAGGACCUCCAGGACAAGGACAAAGAACCCGAACAGGAUUCCCAAAUCUUACACGAAAUAGCAGACAAUUCGAUGGAGCCAUCCCGGCACUCAGACCUAAGCUCGUCCAGAAGACGAAACCCGCUCUACAAGUCCGUGGCAGCGAUACCUGAUACUAGCAGAAAGAUUCUGAAAUCCAAUGCCAACCCGAAAUUCCCCUCGGAGAGGAGAAUCCCGUCGACUCCUCUCGGCAAGAUAGCCCUCGAAAGCAUCGGUGAGAAUGACGAAAACAAGAAACCGGCUUCGGGUAGCUUGAGCAACACGAUCAAAUUGGGAAAACAGAUCGAAGCGGAAGCUGGGAAGUGGUUCAUGGAUUUCCUGGAGAAAGCACUGGAGGCAGGAUUGAAGAAAUCAAAGGGAGCGGGCGAUGGGGACGCCAAGAAAGUGCCACAGUCGCUCAUCAUCAAGGUCAUAAACUGGAUAGAGGUCGAACAAUGCGACAGCACAAAGCAUCCGGUCCAUCCUAAGGCGACACAGAUUACCCGGAAGCUGAGAAUAAAGAUGAAGAACCCUUGAUGAUCUUCAGGGGCUUGUGAUGUGUACCAAAAAUCUACUGCUGUAAAAUCAGAUUCGCGGAGGAUCUGAUAUGAUGUUGAUUCUUGCGUCACUAAUAUAGUUGAAGAAAUUUGUUUUAUUUGUGA
Syzygium oleosum is the source of this 2139-nucleotide messenger RNA. RefSeq lists its product as uncharacterized. The transcript is spliced from 4 exons. Bases 239 to 2014 code for a protein of 591 amino acids. Lineage: Eukaryota; Viridiplantae; Streptophyta; Magnoliopsida; Myrtales; Myrtaceae. The record is from RefSeq and is a predicted model, not a curated record.